Molecule: messenger RNA, 4405 nt
Organism: Oncorhynchus masou masou (cherry salmon)
Lineage: Eukaryota; Metazoa; Chordata; Actinopteri; Salmoniformes; Salmonidae
Product: protein tweety homolog 2-like
Cellular component (GO): plasma membrane
Molecular function (GO): intracellularly calcium-gated chloride channel activity; volume-sensitive chloride channel activity
Source: RefSeq, a predicted model, not a curated record
UAUGGGUUUUAUUCUAAUACCAUCAUCAUCAUUAUAUAUUUAAUUACAUGACCUGAAUGUAUUAACCGCAUCGUCUUCACUGUAGCCAUAUAAUUUUCCACUAGGUUAUACUUUCUUGACCGCAGCUGUAAAUGGUUUAAAACCGGUCAAGCACUGUGUAUUGAAGGGCGCUAUCGUCAGUCAGUCUCGUGCCUUGGAUGAGUCCCCGUCGCGCGCGGUCCAGUCAGAAAAAAGCGGCUUCUACUGGAACGAGCUCACCCGUGAAUGCGCCUCCGAGAAGUUAAAACAGCUGUCUAUCUGCAGAACACGACACGGGACCACGGAGAUACCGAGAUAAUGCUGUUGUAAUGCCUUGUUCUGAGGGCAAAGAGUCAAAGGAAGUAUUUUUGUAUUGUUUAUUCUCCUGCGCUACAUUGUAAAGUGUUUUCCAACAAGAAGUCGCGGAUUCAUGAUUUGUUUUUGUCCAGAACCGAUGAUUAGGCUUUACUGACGGGGUCUCGAGUUCUCGAAUGAGAUUUUAAGGGUCCAGAAGCACUUUUUGUAAUAAGGAAUGGCCACGGCACGGCUGGACUAUAUCGCUCCAUGGUGGACCUACUGGCUGCACAAUUUCCACCACUUCAACUUCACCUUCCAGCCUGUUGAUAACACCUUCAGACGGGAGGCGAGCUACCAGCAGUCUCUGGUCUUCCUAGCCUGUAUAUCAGCUGCUGGACUCGUCCUGAGCCUCCUGCUGCUGUCUGUCUACCUGACCAGUGUGUGCUGCUGCAGGAAGGAGGAGGAGGGGGAGACCAAGAGGCCUGACUCCUGCUGUGUCUCCUGGACCGCUGUCAUCACUGGGCUCAUCCUAUGCUCUGCUGUUGGAGUGGGUUUCUAUGGUAACAGUCAGACCAAUGACGGGGUGUACCAGCUGACCUACUCCCUCCACAAUGCCAACCACACUCUUACCAACCUCAACAGCUUGGUCUCCAGUUCUCUGGGCAGUAUGGAGGUGGGUCUGCAGCAGCACCUGAAUCGUCUGGAUGAGAUCUUUGCUACGCGGGGAGACUAUGUCCAGGCCUUGAGGUUCAUGGGUCAGAUGGCUGACAACAUCAUCAGACAGCUGACCUCCAUGCCGGACCUCAGCAAGGCAAAGGUGGACCUGUCGGCCAUCGCUGAUCAGACAGAUCACGUAGAAUACUACAGGUGGCUGACAUACCUGCUACUGCUGAUCCUAGACCUGGUUAUAUGCCUGGUGGCCUCUGGGGUGGCAAAGCAGUCCCGGUGGCUACUCACCAUGAUCAUGGUGUUUGGGGUGAUAUCUCUGGUCCUGAGCUGGGCAUCACUAGGAGCAGGCACUGCUACUGCCGUGGGCACCAGUGACUUCUGUGUGUCUCCAGACAAGUUCAUAGCAAACAGGACCAAGGAGUUCCUCAGUGCAGAAGUGACACACUACUACCUGUAUUGCAGUCAGAGUCUACCCAACCCUUUCCAACAGUCUCUGACUAUCUUCCAGAGGUCUCUGACCACCAUGCAGAUCCAGAUACAAGGACUACUGCAGUUCUCUGUACCUGUCUUCCCUACUGCUGAGAGAGAUCUUCUGGGCAUCCAGCGCCUGCUGAACUCUACAGAGUUCAACCUGAACCAGUUGACAGCCCUGCUAGACUGCAGGGGGCUCCAUAAGAACUACCUGGAUGGUCUGAUGGGUGUGUGUUACGACGGGGUGGAGGGUCUCCUCUACCUCUGCCUCUUCUCUCUGCUGUCGGUCAGUGCCUUCUGUGCCAUGCUGUGUGCCAUCCCCCAGGCAUGGACCCUCAUCACCAGCAGGGACAGGGCCUAUGACGACAUCGAUGAGGAGGAUCCGUUUAACCCCCAGGCACGUCAUAUGACCUUCAACCCCAGUAGAGCCAGCCAUGUACACAGCUUCUGUAGCUACAGCAGCAGUCUGGACAGCCAGGCCAGUCCACACCCUCCACCACAGACUGCCGCCAUCCUCCCCACCUCAGAGUACAUGAAUCAGUCCAUGCUGUUUGGAGGGAACCCUCGUUAUGAGAACGUUCCCCUGAUCGGGAGGGGAUCCCCGCCACCCUCGUAUUCUCCAAGAAUGAGAACCACCUACCUGUCUAUGACUGACGCACAGAUCAGACACUUUGGGACAGACUUCCAGCAGGUAUAGCCCCCAACUAUGGCCUACUGGUCCCCCUCAGGAAUGGUCUGUCUGGGACUACCACUGUACUGAGGAAGGGUCUGUCUGGGACUACCACUGUACUGAGGAAGGGUCUGUCUGGGACUACCACUGUACUGAGGAAGGGUCUGUCUGGGACUACCACUGUACUGAGGAAGGGUCUGUCUGGGACUACCACUGUACUGAGGAAGGGUCUGUCUGGGACUACCACUGUACUGAGGAAGGGUCUGUCUGGGACUACCACUGUACUGAGGAAGGGUCUGUCUGGGACUACCACUGUACUGAGGAAGCAGAGUUUACAGAUCACCCUGUCCGUGGAUGUCUCACCCUGCUCUCCUGGCCAUCUGUUACUUAAAUGCAGGUGGUAUGGGGUCAACAACGGCCCAGGAACACACUGACGCUCUCAAAGUCCUGUACUGUAGAAACCAGGAGACUACAUAGAACCCUGAAAAGUGCACUUUCAUCUCUCCCCAAACAAACCAACAAUUCAGUUAUGUUUUCUUCAAAUGUGAGUGUUCGUCUCGAGCCAGAUCAGAAGACAUGAUUAUUAUGAACCAAGUUGAACAUUUAUAUAUUUUCCUGUGAGUGACGUCACCUUUGAUGGAUUUCAGGGGACAGCAAAUAACCAGAUUGAUUUUCUUCACAGCCAUAGACUGUUAAAUGGUUAUUACAUGAACAUGUCUUCAGUCUUCCCCAAACCGGUCAUCACUAUUACAAACUGUCAUCUAACCAGUCUAGCAUUCAGCUCCUCUUACACUUGACGACACAGCUCUUACACUUGACGACACAGCUCUUACACUUGACGACACAGCUCUUACACUUGACGACACAGCUCUUACACUUGACGACACAGCUCUUACACUUGACGACACAGCUCUUACACUUGACGACACAGCUCUUACACAUUUGACACAACCCAAAGUCUUCAUGAUGUCUUCCGUCAGAGUGAUGAGUCAAAGUUGAUGAAAACGGACCACGUAUUUAUUGUCACUUAUCUAUCAGGUUAUUCAUUGAUAUCAAGGAAUGGCGAAUAUAAUGGACUUAUUUUUAAAUGUGACUGGAAAACAGAUCAUUCAUUGAAAUUGUGAUGAUGUCUACACUCUUAGAGAAAAAGGUGCUGUCUAGAACCUAAAAGGGUUCUUUGGCUGUCCACAUAGGAGAGCCCUUUGAAGAACCCUUUAUGGUUCCAAGUAGAACCCUUCUGGUUCCAGGUAGAACCUUUAGGGGUUCCAUGUAGAACCCGAAAAGGAUGGAACUCAAGUGUUCUAUCUGGAACCGGAAAGGGUUCUACCUGGAACCAAAAAGGGUUCUAGCUGGAACCGAAAGGGAUUCUCCUAUGGGGACUGCCGAAGAACCCUUUUAGAACCCUGUUUUCUAAGAGUGUACUCUAUAUGUAUGUGUAAGGGGGACUGAGGAGAAAGGAUGCAUGAUGAUGUUUCUAACGCCUUUAUUUCCUGUAACCUGUUUCUCUCUGUUCUCCUAUGCUGUGUCAUCCUGCAUGCUGUGUCCUGCUCAAUUCUAGCCUGGAUCCCCGACUGAAUAUCAGUCCGUUUCAUUAUUGUGUCAGUGAAUCAUCAAAAGGAAUAAAACAGCGAUAUUCAGUUUAGGUUCCAUGCCAGUUCAUUUCAGGAUGACACCGAGGGCUUUACCGUAGCUUGGCAUCUACACUGAAUAUUGCUCUGGUUCACUAUUGUGUCACUUGAAUCUGUGGCUGUGUUCCAAUAAUCUCUUACUUGUUCACUUCCCUGCAUGGAAAGGAAAUGACUGUUCCUUUAACCCGAGUCCACACCAAUCCAAUGCGUUUGAACUUGUAGGGAGUAGUGAAUGAGUUCACACAGGAGGAUGGAGAGAGCAUUGGGUUGCACCGUCUGAAUUACAGUGAUAUUUCAUUUGGAUUCUAGACUAUCGGCCUACUGCCUGUACAUUAGCAUGUUAAACAUUUCCUGGAUAGGAUGAGAGGAAACCAUCAACAACUGAAAUGGUGUUGAUGGUGAAUUACUGGUAAGUAUUAUCACUGAUGUGAUGUUUAUUGGAUGUUUGUUUGUUUACUAGGAGUUGGACACAAUCACAGUACUGCAGGGGCCCUUAACAGUCAGAUAACCCAUCAUUGUACAGUGUGAAUUCUUUGUUGUGGUCAUGCUUUUCUUCUUUGUUUGAAACCUCUCAACUACUGUUUAUUUUCUGCGUUUGUUGAAGUAUUGGACCAGGUGUAUCAAUUACAUUAAAACAAAUAUUUUAAAAAGC